AUGGGUCAGGAGAGCCUGGCCCUGGGCUGGGUGGCCGCUGCCCUCCUGGUGCUGCAGAUGGCGGUGGCAGAGCGUCCCCUCUGGAUGCUGGAAGGCAAGGCUGGUGUGUUCGCGGACCUGAGCGCCCAGGAGCUGAAGGCUGUGCACAGCUUCCUGAGGUCCAGGAAGGAGCUGCGGCUGCAGCCUUCCACGGUGCCAACCAUGGCCAAGAACUCGGUGUUUCUCAUAGAGAUGCUGCUCCCCAAGAAGAAGCGCGUGCUGAAAUUUCUGGAUAAGGGCAAAAGGCAGCCUGCCCGGGAAGCUCGUGUGGUCAUCUUCUUUGGAGACCAGGAGCACCCCAAUAUCACUGAGUUUGCCGUGGGACCCCUGCCAGAGCCCUGCUCCAUGAGGAUGCUGCCCCCUCGGCCAGGACACCAGCCGUCCUGGGAGUCCAGACCCAUCACCACUGUGGAGUACGACCUCCUCUAUGCCAUGGUGGAGGAGGCCACCAGGCCCCUGCACCAAUUCUUCCUGGACACCACAGGCUUCUCCUUCCAUAAAUGCAGUGACCGCUGCCUGACCUUCACCGACGUGGCCCCCCGGGGCCUGGCGUCCGGCCAGCGCCGCAGCUGGCUCAUCUUUCAACGCUUUGUAGAAGGCUACUUCUUGCACCCUACAGGGCUAGAGCUCCUGGUGGAUCACGGGAGCCUGAACCCCGAGCACUGGACGGUGGAGCAGCUCUGGUACAAUGGGAAGUUCUACCAGAGCCCGAUGGAACUGGCGCAGAAGUAUGACAGUGGAGAGGUGGACAAGGUGGUCCUUGAGGACCCGGUGCCCCAGGGCCAAACAGCCGAGAGUGCAGAGGAGCUCCCCCUGUUCUCCUCCUACACACCCCGCGGGGACUUUCCCAGCCCCACCCGCACGGCUGGCCCACGCCUGGUCCAGCCGCACACGCCCCGCUACCUGCUAGAAGGCAAUGCCGUCCUGUACAUGGGCUGGAGCUUCGCCUUCCGCCUGCGUUCCUCUUCGGGGCUACAGAUCCUGAACGUUCACUUCGGCGGGGAGCGCGUGGCCUACGAGGUGAGCGUGCAAGAGGCCGUGGCGUUGUACGGCGGCCACACACCCGCAGGCAUGCAGACCAAGUACAUCGACGCGGGCUGGGGCAUGGGCACCGUCACCCACGAGCUGGCCCCCGGCAUCGACUGUCCGGACACUGCCACCUUCCUGGACGCCUUCCACUACUACGAUACUAAUGACCCCGUCCGCUACCCCAGGGCCCUCUGUCUCUUUGAGAUGCCCACAGGGGUGCCCCUCCGGCGGCACUUCGAUUCCAACUUUAGAGGUGGCUUCACCUUCUACGCAGGCCUGACGGGCCAAGUACUGGUGCUGCGAACCACCUCCACAGUCUACAACUAUGACUACAUCUGGGACUUCAUCUUCCACCCCAACGGGGUGAUGGAGGCCAAGAUGCACGCCACUGGCUAUGUCCACGCCACCUUCUACACCCCCGAAGGGCUGCGCUAUGGGUCUCGCCUGCACACCCACCUGCUGGGCAACAUACACACCCACUUGGUGCAUUACCGAGUCGACCUGGACGUGGCCGGCACCAAGAACAGCUUCCAGACGCUACAAAUGAAGCUGGAAAAUAUCACCAACCCCUGGAGCCCGAGACAGCAGCUGGUGCAGCCGUUCCUCAAGCAGAAGCGGCACCUCCACGAGCGCCAGGCCGCCUUCCACUACGAUCAGGCUCUGCCCAAGUACCUACUCUUCACCAGCCCCCAGAAGAACCCCUGGGGCCACACACGCAGCUACCGCCUGCAGAUCCACUCCAUGGCGGAGCAGGUGCUGCCUCUGGGCUGGCGGGAAGAACAGGCCAUCACCUGGGCCAGGUACCCCCUGGCAGUGACCAAGCACCAGGAUUCUGAGCAGAGCAGCAGCAGUAUCUACAAUCAGAACGACCCCUGGCAUCCCCCUGUGGUCUUCGAGGAGUUUCUUCGGAACAAUGAGAGCAUUGAAAAUGAGGAUUUGGUGGCCUGGGUGACGCUGGGCUUCCUGCACAUCCCCCACUCGGAGGACAUUCCCAACACAGCCACACCCGGGAACAGCGUGGGCUUCUUGCUCCGGCCUUUCAACUUCUUCCCAGAGGACCCCUCCUUAGCAUCCAGAGACACUGUGAUCGUGUGGCCCCGAGACAAGGGCCCCAACUUCGUCCAGCGAUGGCUCUCUGAGGACAAGGACUGCCUGGCGCCUCCCAAUUUCAGCUACAAUGGGACCUACAAGCCUGUUUGA
Molecule: messenger RNA, 2268 nt
Organism: Dipodomys ordii (Ord's kangaroo rat)
Lineage: Eukaryota; Metazoa; Chordata; Mammalia; Rodentia; Heteromyidae
Gene: Aoc1
Product: amine oxidase, copper containing 1
Exons: 4
Coding region: 1-2268 (755 amino acids)
Biological process (GO): amine metabolic process; response to antibiotic
Cellular component (GO): plasma membrane
Molecular function (GO): primary methylamine oxidase activity; quinone binding; diamine oxidase activity
Source: RefSeq, a predicted model, not a curated record